Sphaeroforma arctica JP610 is the source of this 2532-nucleotide messenger RNA. RefSeq lists its product as hypothetical. NCBI's taxonomy places the organism in Eukaryota, Ichthyosporea, Ichthyophonida. The transcript is spliced from 13 exons. Bases 1 to 2532 code for a protein of 843 amino acids. The record is from RefSeq and is a predicted model, not a curated record.
AUGCGUUGGUUCUCAAAUUCACCGGAUGAAUCUGUUUCAUCUUCUGACUCGGCCGCUCCACCCUCGCCGCUACCGACAGCAGCCCCGGAAGAAGUAGAAUACGUAAAACAAGCGCCCAGAAAAAGUAAAGUUAGGGCAAAGACCAAACGAGGAACAGAUGAAGUACCAGGAGAAGUCGAACGACGGAGGGUAAGUGCCAGGGGGAAGGCAAGGGUCAGACAAAAGAGGGAUGUGUUGACUGUGUCUGGGAGAGCAGAAACAUCGGAUAGUUCUAUGGGAAUGAGCGAGGUAACGGAUAGUGUGGGAAAGAAGUCUGGCUGGGCAAGUAGCAAUAAUGCAUCGCCAUUGAAAACAAGCAGGCCUUCCACACCCAAGGGACGGGCGGAAAAGGACAAUUGGGCCCUGAUUUUGAGGGCAAAGGACAGGGUUCGGAAGCUGAUGAGAGAGAAACAAGCAGAGGAAGCAAAGCGAGGGAAAAAGCUGCCAGCCCGAGAUAAUGGUGAUACAGACUCACCAGCGCACGUGCGAGAAGUACUGGAUGAGUUGGGUGACGAGGAGACUGCGCGUUUGUACCAUGUCAAGAUCGAAAUGGGGAAGGAGAAAUACGAGCGAGACCAAAAACUGUUCACAGUUAUAGCAACCGGUGCACGCCCGGGUGAAAUAUUGCGAGGAAUCAGAGACAAAACCAGAGACGCAGUAGUACGUGUGAACACACUCAUCCGCCCCAGUGCCCGUCGUCUGCUGACGAUCCAUCACUCUGCGAGCGCGUGGGCUUUGUUUCUGAAGAAAUUGGGCCAAGUGGCCUUCUUCCACCCGCUGUCAUUGGACGAGCGAAGUGACUGGUUGGUGCAGCACGCGAUCACCGAGGACUACGAUCUUGCCGAUGUUCCGGGCCUUACUUUGGAUUUCUCAUCGCUUGGGAGUGGGUCCAGCGCAUUUUUAACGCGCUCGGAGCCGCAGAUGGAGUUGGUGCUAACAAAGUCUGAAAGCGGCGAGGGCAUCUCACCUGUGGAAGUACUUGGGAUGUUCCAGAACAAACCGGGCAGUAAAGGGUUAAGAGGACGGCCAACAUUAGUCUUUCUGCGACAGUACUGGAAAGUCGAGUCCACACAUAUCGAGGUGGAGGCCUUUUCUGGUGUCUGUGUAUCGGUGACAGACGGGAGGGUGUUACAGGGUGCGCAGAUCAGUCCAAUGCAGAAAUCUGACCCAAAACGGAGUGCCAAAAACAGGGUUGAACAUAUGAGCACGACAUCAAAUUCCGACUCACAAUCGCACUCUGUGACCCAAAAUGGGGCAGAGGGCCGACGGCUUGGAAUUCGGACACCAGAUAUGAACGUAUGCGAAGACGUGAUGAAAGCCACACAGAAUGGCCCGGGUCAAUCCCCUCAAAUCAAGGAUGCUAGCGGUGACACGAUUCUGCUGUUCUCGGGGUUUGAGAGGGAUGAAGGGGCGACACAUCCGACAGCCAACAAACGAUUCAAAGCAGAUAUUAAACCAACUACAAAAGCGUCGAAGAAGAAGAAGGGCCAGAAGAAGUCUGCCGACGAAGCGGCCGCAGAGAUGUCGGGCAGUGAGAGCGCUGCGGGGGACAACAGCGACGACCCCAUUCCCGACGCUACAACACAACAGACAGUCGGCUUCAUUGUCAGCAAACGCAACCUGCCACUCAGCCAAUCAGAAGCCUUAGAGGCGGCGGAUGUGACUGAAGAGGACUUUCUGCGGAUAAAACCAAGUUUGCGCGGUUUCACUGCGGCGGGAUACAAGAGUCUGCUGCAGAAAAUCAUUCGUGCGCGCCCGAGCCAAGUAGAGCUAUUGGAUGGCCAACGGUUAGACUCAGGGCUCGUCCUACGCACGACCGUCAUGCUUCUCUUUCUGCACGCGGGGGCUUUUGUGCCAGACAUCCAACGGUACGUCACUGGAGCCGAGUCUGCACUGAAGCGUGUGGCUGUGUGUGUGUUGGAGGAUUCCUACACACCAGAUCACCAGUCACUGCUAAGCCUAUUAGCUGCUGCCUGGGUGGCCCAGGCUUCGGCAAGGCUUUGGCGCCCGGGAAAAGUGCAGCUGAGUCAAGCGGUCGCGGUGGCUAUGCAAGCCUGGCAGAACGAGGACAAGUUCAAGUGGUCGCACAUAUCGGAAAGCGACAAUAAUAUACGUAAACCUUCGAAUAAACGUACUUUGAGAGAGUACGUUCUGUCCAACAGUAACACCGCGCUUGAAAAUUGUAGUGCCAUGCUCGAUCGUUUACGCAGCUUCCAAGGUGAUCUGCUCAUGGCCCGAGAGAUUGCCGUUAACAAGGGACUUAGAAGAGUCUGCAGAGGAACUAGCACGGGGUCAAACCACGGACUUAAAGCCGCAGUGUUUCAUAUGUUGCAUCGCACGCUCUCGUCUGGUGUGCUGUGUCGUGCCUCGGUCUGUCUGUUGUUGCACUCGAACAGUGGUGUGGUGUUGGGUCUGAGUGUGGUGUUGGGUCUGAUCGUGGUGUUGGGUCUGAGUGAGGGUCUGAGUGUGGUGUUGGGUCUGAGUGUGGUGUAA